AUGUUUGAUAUAUUGAGAGCAAAUACUAAUGAUACGUCAUCAUCAUCAUCAGAACCAAGACGACAUCGUCGUCAAAAAUUCAACACAUAUAUGAAUUAUUACAAUAGUUCAAUUGAUUUAUCUUCCAAAACGAAAGGUUUAACAAAUAGUAGUGAGACUAAUAGUAAGGAUGUAACUGAUCCGGAGUUCGAUCAUGAAGAUUAUGAUUAUGAUAGACAUGAUGGAAUAAAAGAACUUCGAAAACGUAAUUUAUUACGGGAUAUUUUAUUUGGUAUAGAAGAUAAUUUAGAACCUUGUAUUGAAUAUGAUCGGAACAUUUUUUAUAAGUUUUUGAUUACUCCAUAUCAAUUUGGAAAGAACAAACAAUUAUAUAGAAAUUUCAUAAGUGAAAUCGUAGAGAAUAAUGAUAUGGUGGAAUUUCAACAUUUACUUGGUACAAAUUAUACUCAAGAGACUGUUCUUAAUUGGGUCAAAACCCAAAAAGACUAUAAUAUAACAUUUGAUCAUUUAGUACUUAUGGAUGAAAGUUCUAUCGUAAACCUAGAAAUGAUUGAAUAUAAUUUAUUAAACAAAGGUUACCAAGAUAAGGAUAACGAAAAGAUUUCAGCCAAAUUACCAAACAUUAUCUGGGGUAAUUUUGAGACACCAUUAGCUGAUAAUAUGGUGAUUAUCGGAGAGAAGGCUUUUAAAACGAUAAUAGAAAAUAAAGAAGUCAUAAAAAAUUCCAAAUAUUCAAAUUUAAUAACUCAAGCAUAUUUUUAUAUCAAAGAAAAAUCACAAACACUUUCAAAUAAAUUAGAAGAAAUAUUUUUCAUAAAUGAUCCUGAAGGAUUUAUUUUAUGGACAGGAAAAAUAGAAGAAAUUCCUCAAAUUACUACGAUAGGAGUUGGAAAAUUACAAAUGACAGAAGAUUUCAAUCAAGUUACUGAACAUCUUUCAAUUUCAUAUGUACCAGUUUGUCAUUUCACAACAUCAUCAGAAGGAGAACCUAAAAUAGCAGUGGUAACAAGUUCAUCGUUUAAAGAUCGAUUUGUUGAUUGUAAACAAUCAAUAAUAGAUAUAGCUUUUGAAUCAAUAGAAAACAAACGAAUAUAUGCACAAGAACAUAGAUACCCAAUAAUUCCGUUACAAACUUAUAGACGUGGAAUGAUAACAUGGGGAAAUAUUGAUACGAUAAAAAUGACAUUACCAUAUUAUGAUUGGAUUCUUUGGAUUGAUACUAAUUCAGUUAUAACGAAUUAUAAUGUUUCAUUAUCAGAAAUGAUUAAAAAAUUUUAUUUAAUUGUUGGAAAAAGAAUCGUUAAAGAUGAUAAUAUUGAUGAAAGUGAAAUAUAUAAGAUAGGAAAAGAAACAUUUGAUAAAACAGUAGAUAUUGUAGUGGCAGAACCUACAAAAGAAGAAGAGGAAUUUAACGCAGGAAUGUUAUUAUUUAAACAUUCAGGAUGGAGUUUUGGGUUUAUAAGAAAUGUGCAAGCAUUGAGGAAUAAGAGAAUGAAAGAAGAAGGAGUUAUGUGGAAACUUUUAGAAGAAUUUCCCGAAUUUAAACAACGUAUGUUAUUACUAAGUCACGAAGAGUACCCACUUAGCGCGUCACCUAAAUAUUGGAAGGAAGGAGAUUUCAUUCUUAAUUACGGUUCAGAGAAUUGCCCAGCUGGAUCCAUAACGAAUUCUCUUAAAAAAUUGAAAGAAACUAAGAAAAACUCAUAA
Cetraspora pellucida is the source of this 1707-nucleotide messenger RNA. Lineage: Eukaryota; Fungi; Glomeromycota; Glomeromycetes; Diversisporales; Gigasporaceae. The record is from the annotation of a GenBank genome assembly.